This is a messenger RNA of Daphnia pulicaria, 3186 nucleotides long. RefSeq names its product helicase POLQ-like (gene mus301). The record is from RefSeq and is a predicted model, not a curated record. Gene Ontology annotation, molecular function: ATP binding; nucleic acid binding. The transcript has 7 exons. Lineage: Eukaryota; Metazoa; Arthropoda; Branchiopoda; Diplostraca; Daphniidae. Bases 180 to 3080 code for a protein of 966 amino acids.
CUAUGGAAACCAUCUCUCCAUGCCCAUGGUCAGAGUGAGAAGAGGCUUUGUAAUACUUGCAGAAGUAAACACAAUAAAAAUUUCAAGUUGAAAAAACCCCUAGUUUUCCAAUCCGGGAAGAUUUCCCCAUAUUUGUAAGUACAUGCUGUAAGUUAAGUUUUUUGUUUUUUUACAUCACUAUGAAUGCCAAAAACUUCACCGCAUUUGCCACGAGGAAGAGAAUUCGAGAAAGAGAUAAUUCCCCCGACAUGUUUGCUGCUGCCGAUGAAGAUGAGGAUGUCAUUUCUUCUGAUAAAGAAACUAAACAAGACUCCAAGAAAUCGUUAAUUUGCAAAACUCCUUCUAAAGAUUUAACAAAAUUGCGCCCUUCAUCCAAAUCCUAUCUUCAAUCCCAACAAUCUUCUAGAGAGCAGAGCCCAAAACAGAACAUUUUGUUGUCUUCCUCAGUGCAACAUCAUGUCAACAACAAUCAAUCUAUGCUAUCAAGUGACUCAAAAGUUUUAGGUGAUUGCUCCAUGAGUUCAUUAAGGAGUACAUUAAACACCAACCAUUUUGGGUUAAAUAGUCGAUUGAAAGAAGCUCUACACUAUGGUGGACUGAAUAAUACAAGAAUUGGGUGUUCCAGCCGUUCCUCAUCUGGUGAAACUCCUCCUAUUUAUACAUUAAAUAAUAGCAAUAUCCUCCCUUCCCAAACAUCAAUUCACUGUGGACCUCACUAUGGGCUUUCAGUUGGGGUAUGGCAAGCAAUCCAGCAAACAAAAGGAAUCAACAGUUUAUACGACUGGCAAGAUAAAUGUUUAAACAAAGCAAUCAAAACCAAUCAGAACUUGCUCUAUUCUUUGCCAACUUCUGGUGGUAAAACUCUUGUUGCAGAAAUAUUGAUGGUCCGUGAACUGUUAUGCAAUCAAAAACAUUGUCUAUUCGUCAUGCCUUACGUCAGCAUUGUUCAAGAGAAAAUUCGGACACUGUCAUCUCUUGCCAUAGCCUUGAAUUUUGCCGUGGAAGAGUAUGCCGGAAAUCGGGGCUCGUAUCCACCUCGGAAACGGAAAUCGAAACGCGUCAUUUACAUCGCUACAUUAGAAAAAGCUAAUGGAAUCGUCAACAGUUUGCUGGAGCUUGGAAGAUUGAAUGAAAUUGGAUUGGUUGUAGUGGAUGAGAUUCACAUAGUCGGCGAAGGUAAACGUGGAGCAACGCUCGAAACUUUACUCUGCAAACUUCUUUUGGCUCCUGUAGGUCCUCGUUUGGUCGCCAUGAGUGCAACCAUUGGAAACAUCGAUGAAUUGAGUAAUUUUCUCAAGGCUGAAAUUUACACGGAGGACUUUCGACCAGUCCAACUUAGAGAGUUCAUCAAAACUGGAGAUCAGGUACUUGAAGUGAGUGGCAGACAGCGUGGAUUCCAGGAGAAUUUCAAGCAUUGCCGUUCGGUGUCAUCCCAAUCGGCAGAAUCUCGUAAAAACGAUCCUGAUGGCAUAAGUGUCCUGGUUUCAGAAGUUGCUCCAGAACAUUGUUGUCUAGUCUUUUGCUCAACCAAAAAGAAUUGUGAAAGUGUGGCCAAACUCAUCAGUAGCAAUUUGUCGCCUAACCUACUGCAAUGGAAAACGGCCGAGAAGUUAAAACUACGAAGAGCUUUAGAGCAAGAAAGCGGCAGACUUUGUCCAAUUUUGAAAUCUACUUUACCUUUUGGAAUUGCUUAUCACCAUUCCGGACUCACUGCGGAUGAAAGACAGUUAAUCGAAGAAGCAUUUUCAUCCGGAACACUUUGUUGUCUAUGUUGUACCUCGACACUUGCUGCUGGAGUCAAUUUGCCAGCAAGAAGGGUUAUAUUGAGAUCGCCUUACAUAGGAAAUACCCGUUUAACACGAGCUCGCUAUCAGCAGAUGAUUGGUCGAGCUGGUCGAGCUGGUUUUGAUACACACGGCGAAAGUUUCAUGAUUGUUAAACCAAAUGAAUUAACUUUUGUAACUAAUGACAUUCUCAUGGCACCGACAAAUCGCGUCGAUAGCCAGUUGGCUGAAGACAAUCUUCGUGGGUUACAGCAGCUGUUGCUAAGUCUUAUUUCGCUAGAUCUUGGCGGAAGAGACCGUAAAACAUUGGCUGAGACUCUUCUUUAUUCUACGUUGCUUGGACAACAGAGUACCCGUCAAACUAUUACUGCGACAGAGCUUGUUGACCAAAGUUUGAAAAGCAUGGCGGAAAAGAACUUGAUAUUAUUUGGCAAAGACGAAAAGCUGGAGGUAACGAAACUUGGCCGAGCUACACUGAAAGGUAUCGUCGAUUUGGACCGGUCAAAGCAACUUUAUAAUGAUCUGCGUCUGGCCCAAGCUGGUCUUGUUCUGAUGACGAAACUUCAUUUGAUGUAUCUCGUGACCCCGUAUGACAUGGUCGGUACUGUGAUCCCUAUAGCAUCAACCUACUUCCAGUCAUUUAAUAAGCUGUCCGCCGAGGAACUUGGUGUAGCCAGAACGAUUGGCAUCAACGAAACGGUUAUGGUUAAACUAAUGUCAAACCAACAACCGAAAAUAGAACGCUCUGUUUUAGAACGCUUCUAUUUAACCCUGAUGCUCAACGAUCUGUUCAAAGGAGAAUCAGUAUGGAAUGUGAGUGAAUUGUAUGGCUGUACACGCGGAGACGUCCAGAAUUUACUUUCCAGCGCAUCAAGUUUCGCUUCAUGCGUUUUCCACUUUGUUCAAGAAUUGGACGAGUUUUGGGCUUUUUCUGACUUGCUGCUUCCUUUUAGUCGCGAGCUGUCUAUGUGUUGUACUGCUGAAUUGAUCCCAUUGAUGGAGUUACCUUCAGUUGGCAAAGGUCGAGCGCGAAUGUUAUUUAAAGCGGGAUUUCGAACGCUGACUGACGUUGCCAAGACCAACCCAGAGGAACUGGUAUCUCGUGUAGAACACUUGCCGAAACGGAGCGCAUUGCAAAUGAUCGCCGCAGCCAAAGUACUCGUCUACGAAAAAGCCGAUGCCUUAAGAGAAGAAGCCGAUUCUUUACUGGAAUUGGUUCCCAGACCUCAACCACUUGUUCCACUUGACGAAACUUUUCAGACACAAGCAAGCAAUGUAUCUCUUCUUGAUGAUUGAAAAUUUAUCUAGUCCAUGAAUCAUUUUUUCUGUAAAAUUUUCUAAUGCGCGAUUGCCCCUAAAGUUGGCACGUUUGAUUUACAAAUACAAAAUCUUUUGUUUAUUA